Trichoderma breve is the source of this 2304-nucleotide messenger RNA. RefSeq lists its product as uncharacterized. Lineage: Eukaryota; Fungi; Ascomycota; Sordariomycetes; Hypocreales; Hypocreaceae. Bases 1 to 2304 code for a protein of 767 amino acids. The record is from RefSeq and is a predicted model, not a curated record. The transcript has a single exon.
AUGGCGCACCCGCAGUAUCGCGGCGCCGUCGAGCUCGACAACUCGCCUCGGUCCCACCUCGACGGCGAAAUCUUCGAGAUGCCUGGCGACUCCGUGGUGCACAAGGCAGAGAACGAGCCGGGGAGAAAGCCGGUGCAGGCGCAGGAUGGGGAUGUGGUGCAGGCGAAUCCGUGGCCUUUCUAUCUGGACCAGGACGUCAGGACGGAGUCGCGGGUCGACGUGGAGGAGCAGAAGAAGGCGGACGUGAAGAGGGAGGAGCAGCAGCCGCUGGCGAAUCCGUGGGCGUAUUUUGGGCCCAUGUCGCCGGGUGAAGAGGACGGGCCCAAGGCUUCUGUGGCGGUUGGAGCAACGGCGGCUGGAUCUGGUGUUGGUGGGCUGGGGAUCACGGCUGAGGAAUCUGGAAAUGCAGAGGCCAAGAUUGAAGAUGUCACUGCAGCACCGCGGCCACUACGUCUCAGCAGUCAUGGCGUACCAGCCGGAAAUAGCGCCUCUCACCCUCCUGCUCCUGCUCCUGCUCCUGCAGCAGCGAGCGAGUCUUCCUCGCCGCCGUCUUCGUUUUAUGUCGCGCCUCUCCGGGUAUCGAGGAAGCAGGUCCCGCCCGCCGGCGCGGCUCCGGCAUUCAUACCGUACAGUCCCCCGGCGGAGGAUGUCGCGCCGAUUGCGCCGCUCAACGUAAAGCACCAGAGGCCGUCUGCCGGUCCCCAGGGCGAUGCGACGAUGGCGUUGCCGUAUCGGCCGUAUCGUCCUGCCGGACAUGUGGAUGAUGCGCCGGCAGCUUCAACUCCCCCGGUGCCUCCACAGCCUCUGCAGCCUGCGUCGCCGCCGCCGCCUCAGUCUCAUGGGUCUCCGGUCGUAGAGGCCGUUCCUCCUCAUGGCCCUCCUCAUCACGCUGUUACUCCGCAAGCCGUUGCUCCUCCGGCGGCACCUCCAGCUGCUCCCCAGGGGACGACUUCGCAAUCGACGAACGCGGCGGUAUCCGCAUCUCCGGAUCUCGCUCAGCAACAGCAGCAGCAGCAGCAGCAGCGACAGCAACAGGAUCACCGCCCGGUAGCAGAUUUAUCUGGCUCAGCGGAGGCGCCCUUGGUUGGAGUGGCGCCGCAACAUCAGCACCAUCAACCAAAUCAGCCUCCGCCGCCAGCAGCAGAUGUUCCUCCUCCCCUUCCACCUCCUCUUCCUAUGGCUGCUGCUCCUCCUAUCCAGGAACCCGUUCCAGUGGUAGCCGUAGCAGAGCAUCCACCCGUGGCCUCUCCAACUCCAUAUCAAAACUCUCAACCUCCGGUGCCUCCGCAUCCAGCACCGGCGGGCACUCCGUAUCAACCAUCUCCGAGCCCUUCACAUCCAGGUCCACCCACAGGCUACCCUCAUCCAUCACCAAGCCCUUCGCAUCCAAGUCCUGCAAUGGGCUACCCUCAUCCAUCCCCGAGCCUUUCACAUCCAAGUCCUACGAUGGGCUAUCCUCCAAACUCAAGUCCCAUCCCAGGCCAACCGGCAUACGGACCGCCCCAUUCGGCGCCAACCUCGUCCGUUCCCAGUCCACAGAUGCCCUCCUUUCAAUUCCAGCCCAUCAACCAGGGACCGCCGCAAAAUCUGUAUUCUGCCCCGAGCCCCACGCCUCCAGUGGCAUCGCAAGCUCCCCCAAGUCCAGCGUCUUACCCUCCUCCUCAGCACUAUACGCCUCCACCACCGACUUCAGGCUAUGAGAUCCCGCAGCCUACCUAUGCAUCUUCAACCGUGAACCCUCCUCCUCAGCCACCGCGGCCGGAGUUCCAGCAGGCGCCAGUAGGUGCUUACCAACAGUAUCCGCAGCCUCAGCCGUCGCCAACUUAUGGGUAUGCUGGUGCUCCAAGACCAGGCACGCAGCCUCCUCCUGCUACGCAUCCUUCAGGAUAUAAUACACCAUACGGACCAGCAAUAGCCCCUCAUCAGCACCAAUAUCCAACUCAGCCCACCUAUGCGGCGGCUAAUGGCAAUAUCCCCUCGUCUCCAAACGUGCCGCAGGCUCAGUAUGCGUCUCCUCCUCUGCCGCCACGCCCAGCAACAACGCAGCCUCAGCUGUUUCUGGGAUUCAACUCUCAAAACGUCGUGUCAUAUCCCCCGCCGCCACAGAGAGUGUUUAGCCCGCCGCCUGCGGUCCCAGGCCAGGGUCCUCGGCGGUCAUCCGGAGGAAUGAGCAGUGGCAGGCUAUUUAGCAGCUCAUCGGCGUUGAAGUGGAUAGACAAGACGGGCAAAGGGCUGGAGAAUAAGCUUGAUGCAGUGCUGGGGCCGUCUAACAAGCCACCACCUCAGCCUCCUCGUCCUACUUAG